This is a messenger RNA of Calliphora vicina (urban bluebottle blowfly), 11021 nucleotides long. It is a transcript of the gene Vps13, whose product is annotated as vacuolar protein sorting 13C. Gene Ontology annotation, cellular component: extrinsic component of membrane. Lineage: Eukaryota; Metazoa; Arthropoda; Insecta; Diptera; Calliphoridae. The record is from RefSeq and is a predicted model, not a curated record. Bases 303 to 10436 code for a protein of 3377 amino acids. Gene Ontology annotation, biological process: protein retention in Golgi apparatus; protein targeting to vacuole. The transcript is spliced from 29 exons.
UUUCGUGUUUACAUUAUAGUGCAAAAUUAAAAAAGCUAAACUUUCAUUGUGGUUAUGCCAAUAUGGAAUAAAAUAUAAAACAAUAACAACAAAGAACAAAAAUAUUUUAAUUGUGUUUAACCAAAAAUUGAAUCUUCAAAUGCUGGAAUAAAAUUAAUGAAACUUAAUAGUGAAUUUAAUUAAAAAAGUUGAAUAGUUGUGUGGCCUCGUGGCCUUUACCAAUAAAAAAACCUUGGUUUUAUUAUAACUACAUACAUGGUUGAUAGCCCUUUAACAAGGCAAUCUAGUUAAUCAAAUUCAAAAUGGUUUUGGAAUCGGUUGUUGCCCAUUAUCUCAAUAAAUAUCUCUUCAAUUAUGUGGAAAAUCUUGACAGUAAUCAACUCAAAAUAAGCGUUUGGGGAGGUGAUAUUGUUUUAAAUAACUUGAGAAUACGUGAAAAUGCUUUGGACGAUUUAGAUUUACCAGUUCAAUUAGUAUACGGUCACUUGGGUAAAUUUGUAUUGCAAAUACCAUGGAAAUCGAUAUACAGUCAACCCGUUGUGGCACAAAUCGAAGAUUUAUUUUUGCUGGUAUCACCUAAGCAAAGUGUGGCUUAUGAUGCAGAGAAAGAGCAAAAACUUGAAUUGGAACAAAAGCAAAUUGCUUUAAAGGCCAUUGAUGAAGCGUUCCAGAAAGAAUUAGAAAAAGACGAAAAUAAGGCAGAUCCAUCGUAUGUUGAAAAAUUAGUCGCUCGUACAAUUAACAAUAUUCAAGUGAAAAUCGCCAAUGUUCAUAUCAGAUACGAGGACAAUUCGAAAGCAGGACGACCCUAUGCUUUCGGUAUAACACUGAAUAAUUUUGAAAUCUUCACAACGGACGCCAAUUGGCAAAAGUGUUUCGUUGAUGGCGUUAUACGUCAUGUUUUUAAGCUGGCAAGUCUGGAUUGUUUGUCCGUAUAUAUGAACUGUAAUGCUGAUACAUACGGCACCAGGUCCGAAAACGAAAUAAAGGAACUAUUCCGAAGUAAUAUAGCUAGCAAAACAAAAAGUCCAUCACAAUAUUCCUUUUUAUUGGGACCCAUAUCUUCUGUGGCGAAAUUGCUAUUAAAUUCCGAUCCUAACAGAGAUAGUCCUCCAUUUACCAUACCAAAGACGGAUCUAACUCUAGAAAUGGAAAAACUAAAUAUUGGCGUGACCAGCACACAGUUUCAACUUAUUGUUGGCUUAUUGGAUGAUAUGAAUCAGUUCCAAUUGGCAGUGCCAUAUCGUAAAUAUAGACCUUAUAACAAGAGCUACAAAGGUAAUGCCAAGAUCUGGUGGAAAUUUGCGAUAUUCUCCGUCUUGGAAGAACAAGUUCGUAAAAAGAAUAAAUCAUGGACAUGGGAGCAUAUGAAAGAGCAUCGAGAAUUGUGUAAAACAUAUGCCGAAGCUCACAAAGAACGUUGUGUCAGCAAGAAACCAUCGGCUACAGUUGAAGCAACCUGUACAAUAGCAGAACAAAAAUUAGAUCUCUUUAAUUUGAUUCUUAUACGCAAGCGAGUCCAACUUGAAGUUGAUCGCUUGCGACAAGGAGAAGAAUUGAAAAAAGAAGCAAUUGCUAAAUCUUCUUGGUUUGGUGGCUGGUUCGGCCGGGGCAAGAAGAAUGAAGAUGAACGGACUGAUUUAGAACUUAGCAUACAAGCUGCCAUGACACCUGAAGAGAAACGUAAACUUCAUAAGGCCAUUGGUUAUGAGGAUAACAUGGCACCUUUGGAGUUGCCGGAUCACUAUGAGGCCAUGCAUAUGAAAUUCACUUUAAAAGCUUUAGAAAUUGGACUCUAUGAUGAUUCGGAAUUAUGCAAAACAUAUGGUCAAGGCACAGUCGACUGGCAUUCUUUGCAGACAUUAAUGCUGAUUAAACUUAAUAUGACAACAUGUACUGUUAAGCAGCGCCCUGCAGCAAGCGCUAUUAAUGUCUGUGUGGGUAUGAAGGAAUUAGCAUUGACUGGACUGGAGCAGGAAGGCAUUGCACCAACGAUUAUUAAAUCUAAAAUAUCUGAUGAAAACAAUCUGUUGGAUAUAUUCUUCGAAACGAAUCCUUUGGAUAAACAAUGUGACCAGCGCAUUAAAGUAACAGCUCGUCCUUUAGAGAUUGUCUACGAUGCGGAGACGAUUUUGAAACUCAUGGGCGUUUUUGUGCCACAGCAACAAGUAAAUCUUUCCGAAUUGGAAGGAGCUGCUACUCUUAAAAUAUCUGAUUUUAAAGAACGUUCUGCCACCGGAAUGCAAUAUAUGAUAGAGAGUCAUGCUAUUGUUGAGCUCGAUGUAACGUUAAUGCCAAACAUUUUAAUAUUGCCACAGGGUGGUAAAUAUAGACCUGGCGAACAAUCAUUGGUAGUUAUAGGCUUGGGUGAAUUUAGAAUAUCAUCAGCUCCACACAGAAACAAAUCGAAGGACGUUGUGGCCAUGCACCAAGGAGGCAAGGAUCACGAUGAAAUACUGCAGAUGAUAAUGGAAAAGGCAUACGACCGUUAUAAUGUCUCAAUAGAAAAUAUUCAGAUUAUGGUUUCUAAACCAGAGGACGAUUGGGAGUUGUGCAUGAGAAAAUUGAUUGUAUCGGACAUGCAUUUGUUGCGCCCAACGUCGGUUCUUGUUGAUGCUGAAUUAUGUGUGGUUGAUGAUGAUCCCCGUUUGCCAAAGACAAAAAUCAAUAUUCUUCUUCCAUCAAUCAAUUUAAAUUUGACUGAAGAUCGAGUAUUUGAAGCCUUAAAAGUGGCAAUGAGCAUUCCACUGCCCGAACAAGAAAAACCAACCGAGCAACCAAAAACGAAUCUUUUGAAGAGUGCUAGCCAAUCGACACUUAUGCGUUCAAUACCACAGUUUUUAAACCAAGAUGAACGUCGAAAAACAUUGUCUGCAACAGCAGCUACCUCAUUAACACCCGAAGUUGUGCAGUAUACUAGUCUUGAAGUACACUUUGCUUUAAAAGAGUUCAGUAUUGCCUUGGUCAGGACAUCCUUCGAUGUGGAUUCUCCUUUAAGCGAUGACUCAGUGGAGUUCAAUACUCCAUCACAGCACUCGGAAGAGUCCGAAUUUAUGGACACGCAAAGCUCUGUCAGCCUAUCAAAUCAGGAUUCUCAAAAACUGUUAGCCUUUCAGGUUCUGCAAUUGGAAGUGUACAUGGCCCAGCGAACAUUUGAAAUGGUGGCACAAGCUAAACUUGGAGCAAUCAGUCUCACAUCUUAUGAAACUCGAGCCAAAAAGGAGGAAGAACUUGUUGUCAUCGAAACUCCAGGUUUUACUACAGCUGGAAAAUCUCUACUUAAUGUUACCUUUACUGCAGUGGAUAAAUCGACGCCAGAUUUCAUUACCAAAUACAAAUCCAUUGAACAAUUGGCACGCAUCAACUUUGCCACCUUAAACGUUAUAUUGCACCAGGAGAACCUGCUGCACAUAAUGGAAAUAGCCAAUCAACUACAGCGUAAGGUAGAAAAGAUAACAGCUUCUUCAAAACCGCUAGAAAUUGUCCAGAAUAGAGAUCGCAUGGCCUCGGCAGCCGCUUCAGAUGGAUUUGUAGACCGUCUCGCACGUAUUGCAGAAGAAGCAGAAAUAACACUUGAGAGGAAGACUUCGAUCGCUACCUCUACUGCCUCACCCAAUCUGGCAGUGGGACGGAGAAGCCGGAAAAAUGCUCAGAAUGUUGUUGAAAGCAUUAAAAUGAAAAUCGAAGCCAAUUUGGACCAAGUCGGUUUGGAAUUGACAUGUAAAAAACGUUCCAUAGCUUCGAUGAAAGUAAACCACCUGUAUGCUGGCGUAGUUUUGAAAACUUCAUAUACCGAAGUUCAAAUAGGUCUGAAAGAUAUUCUAAUUAACGACAUGAAUCCGCUCAACAUUCACUCGAACAUCUUAUCCAUUGUCGGCAAGGAUGCGCUCAAGUGCGAUGUUGUCUUGUACAAUCUUGAUGAGACGCGCAAUUACAAUUCUGACGACAUGAAAAUCAAUGUCGAAAUUGGUUGUAUGAAGAUUGUUUUUGUAAAUUGGUUUGUCAAUUCGGUAUUAAGUUUUAUGAAUAAUUUCCAAGCCGCCCAACAGGCUAUAGCCAAUGCCGGCGCCAUGGCAGCAGAUGCUGCCAAACAAAACGCAGUUGCCGUUUAUGAGAAAGCCACUCGUAUGAAAUUGAAUGUUAAGAUAAAAGCACCUGUUAUUAUAGUCCCCAUAGAUUCUAAAAGUCUCGAAGCUGUGGCUUUAGAUUUAGGUCAACUUACAUUGAGUAACGUCAUUACGGACAUAUCAGCUACAGGAAGUGACAAGGGUCCUGCCGUUAUGGAUGAAAUCAAACUGAUACUUAAGGACAUGAGAUUGGCUCGAGUAAAUAUUUUAGAAGAAUCUCACACACAUCAAAACCAAUCGCUGGAUUUAGAGUCUCUAGAUGUUGUAGAUUCGAAUUUUGGUUUCAAAUCGAAAGUCAACAUUUUAGAUCCAACCAGUUUUACACUUGUAGUGAAGCGCAACUUAUCGUUCUCGUGGUACAAAAAUGUCCCUGAAAUGGAUAUAUCGGGCAGACUUCGGUGUAUAGAUCUAAAUCUCUUCAUGGAUGACUACGCUUUGAUAAUGUCGAUAUUGAGUCGCAACAUGAAAGAAGGAAUAAACGAAUUUCCCACUGUUAUGGCAGAGCCACCACAAAAGCCUCGCAUAUCUCCACCAAAAACACCUAUAGAUAGCCCUGCUAAAAAGGCUGGCGACCAAUUCUUAGAAAAAUUACGUACAAAGGUAACGCAACAGGAGAAGAUCAGCGAACAAUUUAAAUUCAAUAUACAAUUGGACGGUGUUGUACUCAAUCUAAUGACGGAUGUCAAUGAAGGACUAGCUCGCUUUGGUUUAUAUGUAAUAUCAUUGAAAGGAACCAAACUUAUGGAUGAGACAUUGACCACAAACAUUGUUCUUUGCAAUAUGCAAUUGGAUGAUACACGACCGAGUAACACAAGUGAAAUCACCAAAUAUCUCUGUCGAAAAGAUUGGUUUGUAUCAGAAUCGGAAAAACAGGCUCAAACCUCAGAAUCUGCUUUAGAGUCGAGCGAAAGAAAUGCUAAAGACUCGCAGUAUAUGUUGGACAUUACAGCUGUGCUUAAAGAAAAUGACACGGUGGCCAAUGUACGAAUUUCUAGUUUUGAUUUGAUAUUAUGUGUCGAUUUCCUUUUAAAAUUGGCCGAGUUCUUUAAAACACCCGAUGUAGAUGAGUCCAUAGAAAUUGAAAAGGAAAAGCCCGCAGAAUUCAUACAAUCUACCCAGCAACAGUCUACACAAUUGAAAAGUAUUGCCACCGUGGCAACAAUGGCCCGUGAAGCUAAAGAAGCUAACGAGGUGGUUAGUAAAAUGAAUUUAACACUGGUUAUCGAUGAACCCGAUAUUAUUCUAGUAGAGACACUAAAAGAUAUGAAUACCAGUUCCAUCAUAUUUAAUAUGCAAGCAAAACUUAUAUAUCGAGCUAUAGGCGCAAAACAACUUAUUAAUGGCAACAUUGAUGGUUUGAAAAUGUAUAUGUGUUCAUUUAUGCCUGAAAGGCGAGAAGCUACAAGACAUUACAUUCUGCAUCCAUGCGUUAUAAAUCUGCACGGUUCAACGCCUGAGGAAGAUGGAAUGCACAUAAGUUUGAAAACAAGCGAAAUUAUUAUCAAUAUUUCUCCAGCAACCCUGGAAUUAUUCAACAAAGCCAUGCAGACAAUAAAUACCGCUGAAACUGAUGAAACCAAGAUGUUGGAAACUAAAAAUUACAACGAUAUUUGGACACCAAAGAAAUUUAAUGAACAAGAUUACUGGUUCCUCAAAGCAGAGCCAGCUGAAGACGCCUUAAUGGCAUUGGAUGCACAACAAACGGUAAGUACUUGUGGCAGUGCCAAGACGGAACGUUGUGUCAUAGAAAUACCAAGCAUUAUGCUGGUUCUAGAAGCGGGCAUUGGAUAUUACACAACACCUUUAAUAUCCAUGGACACCUGUUUGAACGCCAUUGCCAACGACUGGAGCAGCAAUUUAAGUGUAAAUGGUUCGUUAACUCUCACCAUGAACUAUUAUAACCAGUCAUUGGCUGUGUGGGAACCCGUUAUAGAGCAAAACGAGCACAUUGCCAGAGAUGGUGAACGUAUAUUUUCGCCAUGGGAGUUGAAUUUUAAUCUUGGAAUUGAGAAAAACCCUUCAGAAUUCGAAGAGAAUAAAGUUGAUCAAACUACAACAAUUAAAAUACAUUCGGAGGAAAAUUUGGAAAUGACUGUCAGCAAAACUUUCCUAGAUUUAAUCGGUACACUGGGCGAGGCUUUCGGCCAGGCUAUGGAUCCUAAUGGUCUAAUGAAACCCGAUGUCAUUGCCCCAUAUGUGAUUGAAAAUGACACAGGUUUCGAUAUCAACUUGAGUUUUACCUCUGGAAUCUUUACAUUACAUGAAUGUCAUAUACCGAACACAAGUGGAGCCAGUUCACUUAACGGCUCCAUAGUCUUUAAGAAUGAUGUAUCUUGCAAUGUCACUCCCGAUUCGAUUAAGUGUUGCACUUUAUCUCCUGGCUGUAAAGCUUAUUUACAAACUAAAAACUUGGCCACCAUUCAGAAUCCAGAUGAAGAGGAAUACAAUAUUUAUGUUUCGGUGGGACACAUACAAAAGCAACUAGUCUUACCUGUUUCCAAGUCAGACAAACGUUACUUUUCUUUGUUCCGUGACACUAAUCAAGAUCCCUGGGGAAUUGUCUCUGAAGUUAACUCCGAAUACGGCACUACCUCCAUCAACAUACACAGUGUGGUUAAUAUACAAAAUCAUUUUACCACAUCCAUUAAAGUUUUGCGUAUGAAGCCCAAGACUAAGGAAAUGGUACUUGUAGGUAUCGUUGAACCUGGUAAAGUUUACCAUGUACCCCUACAUGCCAUCUACUCGGAGGGCAAGUAUUUACAUUUUGCAAUUGAGGAUUAUCAUACUUCAGUUCAGGGUAUCAAAUGGGAUGACUGUCCUACGGAUAUGAAUUAUAUGCGCCACAUUCAAUGUGAUCCCAUUGAGACAUUUGAACCCUUCUUUAUAAAUGUUAGUCGCGAAAAGACCGAAAUUUACCAUGAACACUCAAAUAAAUUUAAAUUAUUGAGUGCCUAUUACACUUUGCAUUUACGACCACCAGUUUAUCUGCGCAAUGCUUUACCUAUCAAUAUAACAGUAUCAGUGGCUGGGUGUUCAGUGCGUGAGACAGUGUCAAAUUUGGCUGUGCAGACAGAAGAAUCAUUUACAUCGUCUCCGGAAACUGAUACAGAUAGCAAGAAACCUCUACACCAAAGUGAUCAUUCUUUCGUAAAAGAAGACUUACUGGAUUAUGGUGAGAAGGAUAUUGAAGCCGGCAGUGUUUUACAUUUGCCCACAGUUAAAUUAGCUGGACGUAGCAAAGACUCAAAAAGCUAUUUAGUCGUAAGGAUGAUACAAUAUUUAGAACGUGAUUGGUCAUGUACUACAGAAAUUUCAGAGAACCAUCCAGAUGUUACUAAUUGGAAAUUUAACUCUUAUGAUUCAGAUGCUAAAAUGAGCAUGGAUUUGUGUGUAAAGUUUGAAGAUCGUAAUGGAAGUCUGCUAAUAACUCUAUUUUCGCCAUUCUGGCUGAUAAAUAAAACCGGUGAAAUGUUAAGCUAUAAAACGGAUAGUGAAACUGUAGAAGUGUUGUACCAUCCACCUGAAUAUAAUGGACCAAUACUGUUUUCGUUGCGCGACAAGUAUCUGUUUGAUAAAAAGAGCUGUUCAAUUAGAGUUGAAAACGGCGAAUGGAGUAACAAAAUACCUUUGGAUGUAGCUGGUUCAACCGGUUCGGUUUGCUGUAAGGCCAGUGAAAAAAUCUAUCAGAUUGGUGUCCACAAUCAUUUAACGCAAAAUUCGUUAACGAAACAAAUUACGUUUAUUCCCUAUUACACAAUAACCAACAAAUGUAGUUACGUUAUUGAAGUUCAAGAGAGUUCCCGGCCUGGUGAUCCCUGGACUAAGUUAUUGCCUAACGGUUGUUUCCCGUUGUGGCCUAAGAAUGAUUCUGAUCACAUGAUGGUGGCAAAAGUCGAUGGUCAACGUACCGUACCUUUCAAAUAUUCUGAGCCCAUUUGUAAUUUACUACAACUCAAUACGAACAAGAAUGGUGGUAUAAAUGUUGAUGUACAAACUACGGAGGGCGGUAUCUAUAUAACAUUUACUGAGUAUAACUCAGGCGAUGCUCCUGGCCUACUUAUUAACCACAGUAAAAAACCGAUUUAUUACCACGAAAAGGGUGUGGGAAACAAAAUCGUUUUGCAGCAGCGUCAACAAGUUCUUUACACUUGGUGCAAUCCAGCCGGAGAAAGAGUGUUGGUAUUUGGCGAUAAUGCUCUGGAAAGCGACUUGAGACGUGAUGGUAUAGGUAGUAUGAAUUUGGAGGAUAAUUCAAAAGUGUAUUGGGUAUCAUUUUUGGAUGGUCUACAGAGGGUGAUAUUAUUCACAGAAUGUGAAGAGAUUGUUACCAAGUCUGAAACCUCAAAUGCACUGCAGAGUAUAACACAAUCGAUUGAAGUGAAAAUACAUGGCAUUGGUUUAUCAUUGAUUAACAAUGAGACCGGUGUGGAUAUCUUGUAUUUGGGCGUAACAAGCUCAGGUGUUAUUUGGGAAUACAAAAAGGAGUCGAAAAAGCGUUUUAAGCAAUUAAGUUUACACGACACAGCAUUGAUGGAAGCUCUUUAUCAACAGUAUUUAGUAGAAAAAGGUGUUCAUGGCGAUACAGACAAAUGCUAUAUGCUGGAGGGAAAACAUCAGAUUAAUUUUGAUAGUUUAAAAAUGAUUAAGAACAAUGUACCACGUGAUAUUAAACGUUAUUUCCAACCCGGCGUGUGGAUUGCUCUAAAUUCAUCGCCUUUCCAAUCACAAGUCCAUGCUAAAAUCAAUCGCAUCCAAUUGGACAAUCAGCUUACCGACUGCAUAUUCCCCGUCGUCUUGGCACCUAUACCUCCUCCGAAAACACUGGCCAAAACUAUACAUUUUAAGCCCAUCAUUGAAGUCAGUAUUGUUGAGAGAGUUGUGCCGCAUUCGAAUGUGAAGCAAUACAAAUAUGCCAAGAUGCUAAUGCAGGAAUUCCAUUUCAAAGUGGAUCUUGUGUUCCUGAUGGCUAUCGCUGAACUUUUCACAAACACAGUAGACGAUGAACGAGAGGCUAAACUCUUCAAAGGUGAUGUUGAUACUAUUGAACGGCCUCUAUCCGAUUUAGUGCAGAUACAAUCUCAGCAACAACAAAAGAAUUUCUACGACAACUUGCAUCUGGGUCCAAUGAAAGUUCAUGUCAGUUUCUCUAUGGCCGGUGUUGAUACUUCAGUUCUUCCUGGCAUCCUUUCGAAGUUAGUCCAAGGCGUCGGUGUAACACUAACCGAUGUAAACGAUGUCGUAAUUCGUUUGGCUUUCUUCGAAAGAGAAUAUCGUUUCUUUACCCAAGAACAGCUGAUCUCUGAAAUUACUUCGCAUUACACAGGGCAAGCGUUAAAACAGAUCUAUGUCCUAGUAUUGGGCUUGGAUGUUUUGGGUAAUCCUUACGGCUUGGUUAUUGGAAUUAAAAAAGGCGUUGAAGAUUUGUUCUAUGAACCAUUUCAAGGAGCUAUACAGGGACCUGGAGAGUUUGCAGAAGGUUUAGUUUUAGGAGUAAAGUCAUUGGUUGGUCACACAGUUGGUGGUGCAGCUGGUGCAGUAUCCAAGAUAACCGGAGCUAUGGGCAAAGGAUUAGCUGUUCUAACUUUUGACGAAGAUUAUCAGAAGAAACGUCGACAAAAUAUGAAUGCUAAACCGAAGACUUUCCAAGAAGGAAUGGCACGUAGUGGCAAAGGCUUAGUAAUGGGUUUUGUGGAUGGUGUUACUGGCUGUGUAACAAAACCUAUUUCUGGAGCAAAAGAAGAAGGUGUUGAAGGCUUCUUUAAAGGCCUCGGCAAAGGAACUAUAGGCUUGGUAACAAGGCCUACUGCUGGCAUUGUUGACUUUGCCCAUGGUACCUUUGAUUCGGUCAAACGUGCCACUGAACUACAAAGCGAAACAAGACGCCUAAGACCGCCACGCUUUAUACACGAAGACAAGAUCUUGAGAGCCUACUGUUUGGACGAAGCUAAAGGCAAUCAACUACUUAAAGAAAUCGACAAAGGGAAAUAUGCCGGCACAGAUAACUUUGUUCAUUGUGAGGAAAUUAUAACCAAACAGGAAUAUGUAGUUGUUUCGAAUCAUCGUAUUAUUUAUGUAACCCGUAAUGAUAUGUUUGGUUCAUGGAGUAUUCAAUGGACAUAUUUGUGGUCCGAAAUGGAACGAGUUAGCAGUACAGAACGUGGAAUUGAAAUUCUUUUAAAGAAGGAAGGAAAAAAAGUGUUGGGUCUAUUUAAUUCCAGCGAACAACAGCAUAAACUUAUUAUGAUGCCCUUAAGAAAACGCCGUGAAAUACUGCUUGAAGCGAUAGAAUCUCAUCGUAAUAUUUCGUAAAAUAAAACGUUAAACGGUAAAUGCGCACAAGGAGAAAGUGUAUUUAAAAUACGAAACUACAACAUAUGCCUAUAUAUACGAUAUUUCUUUUUUUUAUUAUUUAUACCACUUUGAUUUGAAUUGAAUUCUCUUUUUUGUUAAUUUUCACAAUCAUAUUAACUAUUUUAAUUUUGAUCUGCUUCCGAAAAACGAAUGUAUUAUUUUAUUGUUAUAAACGUAUCGAUUUCAGAUUCGGAUUCAUAUUUAUAUUAUUCAAUUUAUUUAAUUUUGAAAUAUUUGCUUUAAUGCGAACAACAACUUUUUUACUGAUAUAUUUUUGUGAUAAAACAUCAAUAAUCAUGCUUAAAAGCAACAAUAAUAGCUAAGCAGAAACAAUAACAUUUAAAUAUGUAUUUCUAUGUAACUAUUAAUUGAAUAACAGAAUAAUUUCAUUUUUUUAUUGAUGUUCAAUGUUUAUAAAUACAAAUAAAUAUUUUAUUUUUAACUUGAAGUACAUACAGAAAUAUUUUACACGCGAUAUUAACAAAAGAAACGCAUAACGAAAAAUAAAUGUUAUACUUAAAUAUUGUAAACAAUAAUCAAUAA